Messenger RNA from Impatiens glandulifera, 2253 nucleotides. Its product is annotated as calcium-dependent protein kinase 32-like. NCBI's taxonomy places the organism in Eukaryota, Viridiplantae, Streptophyta, Magnoliopsida, Ericales, Balsaminaceae. Gene Ontology annotation, cellular component: cytoplasm; nucleus. The transcript has 8 exons. The record is from RefSeq and is a predicted model, not a curated record. Gene Ontology annotation, molecular function: calcium/calmodulin-dependent protein kinase activity; calcium ion binding; calmodulin binding. Gene Ontology annotation, biological process: protein autophosphorylation; peptidyl-serine phosphorylation; intracellular signal transduction. The coding region runs from base 444 to 2027 and encodes 527 amino acids.
UCUUUCUCUUUCUCUCUAGAUAACAACAAUUUGGUUUGGGUAUUGGGGAUAGGCGAAGAGAGCUACUUAGCUCUCCAAGAACCCUUUGACCAUUCAAAUCCCCUCUGCUGUACCUUCCACGAUUCGGUUCAAACGCUAAAUUCCCCUUUUCAUCCGAUUCUGGAGCCCCCAUUCUUCACAUAUAUCUAUCUCCUCUUUCGUCCUCUGGAAUGCCCGAUUCAGUUUCGAUCCCCACUAGUACUGUGAUUUACUUACUUUCUUAGAUCUCCCAAAACUUUCUCCUGUUAAUGCUAUAUCUAGUAUAGAUCCUUCUACCUUUUCCAUAUUUGGAAUGUCUGGCAAAAGCCUGAUUCAAGUUACAACUUCAAGGGUCUACAUCUCAAGGUUUUAGGUAGUAGAAGAAGAAACCCUUUUACUCUCUCUAUAUCUCAGAUUUACGUUUCAUGGGUAAUUGUUGUGGGACGCCAUCUGUUAAGGGGAAGCCAAACCCAUUUGCCGGUGAUCAUGGAGGAGGUAACCAGCCGUCUGGUAAUGGAGGAUUGAAACCCUAUGUGUUAGAUAACCCGACCGGUCGUGAUCUUGAACAGAAAUAUGAGCUGGGUAGCGAGUUAGGUCGAGGUGAAUUUGGAGUAACUUAUUUGUGUACAGAUAAAUCGACUGGGGAAACUCUUGCCUGCAAAUCCAUAUCGAAAAAGAAGCUGAGGACUCGAGUGGAUAUCGAGGAUGUGAAGAGGGAAGUUGAGAUAAUGAAGCAUUUGCCUUCUCAUCCAAAUAUUGUUAGCUUGAAGGCCACUUAUGAAGAUGCCAAUGCAGUUCAUUUGGUGAUGGAGCUUUGUGAAGGAGGCGAAUUGUUCGAUAGGAUUGUUGCUAGAGGACAUUACACUGAGAGGGCUGCUGCUGCUGUUACACGCACCAUUGUUGAAAUCAUUCAGAAUUGCCACAAACAUGGUGUUAUGCAUAGGGAUCUCAAGCCCGAGAACUUUUUGCUUGCCAAUAAGAAAGAGAACGCACCACUGAAAGCAAUUGAUUUCGGGUUGUCUGUAUUUUUUAAGCCUGGUGAAACAUUUAAUGAGAUUGUAGGUAGUCCUUACUAUAUGGCUCCUGAGGUGCUGAAACGAAACUAUGGUCCCGAAGUAGAUGUUUGGAGUGCUGGCGUGAUCCUCUACAUCCUACUUUGUGGUGUGCCGCCUUUUUGGGCAGAGACUGAACAAGGAGUAGCACAAGCAAUCAUUCGAUCGGUUGUAGAUUUUAAACGGGAGCCCUGGCCGAAAGUCUCUGACAAUGCAAAAGAUCUCGUCAAGAAAAUGCUUGAACCUGAUCCUCGACGCCGCCUUACUGCUCACCAAGUGCUAGAUCAUCCGUGGCUACUGAAUGCCAAGAAAGCUCCUAAUGUUUCUUUGGGCGAAACCGUGAGAUCAAGGCUUAUGCAAUUUUCUGUGAUGAACAAGCUUAAGAAGAGAGCCCUGAGGGUAAUCGCCGAGCAUCUCUCGGAGGAGGAAGCAGCCGGUUUCAAAGAAGGGUUCGAAAAGAUGGACACGAGCGGUAGAGGGAAGAUCAAUAUUGAUGAGCUAAGAGUCGGCUUAAAGAAAAUUGGCCAUCAAGUUCCCGAUUCAGAUCUCCAGAUUCUUAUGGAAGCUGGUGAUGUUGACAAAGACCAACAUUUGGACUAUGGAGAAUUUGUAGCUAUUUCUGUUCACCUAAGGAAGAUGGGAAACGAUGAACAUCUUCGCAAAGCAUUCAAUUUCUUCGAUCAAAACCAAAGUGGGUAUAUAGAGAUUGAGGAAUUAAGUGAAGCCUUGACAGAUGAUAUCGAGACGGAUAAAGAAGACGUCAUAAAUGCCAUCAUGCACGAUGUGGACACAGACAAGGAUGGACGAAUCAGCUAUGAUGAGUUUGCAGCGAUGAUGAAGGCUGGAACUGAUUGGAGAAAAGCAUCGAGACAGUAUUCUCGAGAGCGAUAUAACAGCCUCAGCUUGAAAUUAUUCAAAGACGAAUCUUUGAAUUUGAAAAACGAGGAGGGUAGGUAACCCUAUCAAGCGUGGACCUUAAAGUGAUUAUUAUUUUUUGUUUAUUAAUGUGUUAGUUUGCAUGUUUCCUCGAUUGAUGUCUUUGAUUGUAACUGUUUUAUUGAAAUAGUGUUGAUUUAUGUUGGGCUUUAGUUCAUUUGAGAAUAGAAGAUAAUAUUCAGAAGGUUGGUCAAAUUGUUUGUUGGCUGUAAAUACAUGUUGGCAUCAUAAGGAUUGUUUUAUUUUA